Messenger RNA from Adineta ricciae, 1548 nucleotides. NCBI's taxonomy places the organism in Eukaryota, Metazoa, Rotifera, Eurotatoria, Adinetida, Adinetidae. The record is from the annotation of a GenBank genome assembly.
AUGACAAAAACAAGAACAGAAUCUUCGAUUGAAACUCAAAUCGAAAAACUCCCUAAAAAAACAUAUCGAAGUCGUUCAAUAAUUCAAGAAUUUGGUUUAAAUACAUCAACACAUGGUAUUCCGGGUAUUGCACGAAGUACAAGUCAUCAUAAUCGCAUAUUUUGGUCAAUUUCCUUACUAAUAUUCGUUGGUAUAAUGCUCUAUUUCAUCAUUAAAUCAAUCAUUGCUUAUUUUCAAUAUCCAACACAAACAAGCAUUGAUAUUAUUGUUGAAUAUCCACAAGCAUUUCCAUCUGUUACUGUUUGUAAUUAUUCUCCAUAUGUUUAUUAUCGUUUUAUUGGUCCAUUUUUAAAUUAUACAAAUUCAAAUAAUUUAACCAAUACAACUGAUACAACAAAGUUCACUCGGCAAUUAGCUUCCUAUGUACCAAAUUUUCUUCUCUACAAUCUUCGACAAGAAAAUUCCAUUCAAAAUCUUGCUUAUCCACUUGAAACAAUGUUAAUGACUUGUAAUUACAAUGAUUUACCAUGUACUGUAGCCGAUUUUAUUUCAUUUACAUCACUUGGUUAUGGCAUGUGUUAUACAUUCAAUGCACAAACAGAAAACUCAACUAAUAGCAGUAUCAGAUACAGUUCGGAUAACGGAGGUUCGGGAAGACUUGCAUUAACAUUCUACAUUCAUCGACAUCAAUAUGUUCCCUAUGUCACUCAAAAUGUUGGUAUGAUGGCAAUGAUUCAUGAUAAUGAUCAAUUUCCAAUCAUAGCACCUGCUGGAUUUCAACUUGCGCCUGGAAAAAAUUAUAAAAUGAGUUAUAAAAAACGAACGAAUAUAUUUUUACCAUCACCUUAUACAUCCUGUGAAACUAAAGUUAGUCUUGCUAUGCAAGUAUUAUUUGAGCGAUAUCAAUCUAUAAAUUAUGCAUAUUCACAAACACUUUGUUAUACAAUUUGUAUGCAAACAUUUGUUUAUGAAAAAUGCGGUUGUGUUAGUCCAAAGAAUUGGGCAGCACGUUCUAUUGUAUUUCCUGGAACAGAUAAAAUCAUUAAUGCACCACUUUGUAAUUGGACAAAUAAUUGUCCUACAGGAGUAACCGUUGAAUUUUCUCAAUCAGCAUCAUUUCGAGAUACAAAAUGUCCAAAUUGUGGACCGGAAUGUUCAGCUAAUAACUUUCUGGUUAAAUUAUCAUCAUUAACAACACCUGUUGAAUCACAAUUCGAUAGUAUAAAAUCAUUUGUUGAAUCAACAUCGGUUCCAUUAGCAGCCAAUUGGUCAGAAGAUUGGCGAAAUGAACUUCCAAAGAAUUAUAUUUCAUUAGAAGUUGUUUGUGAAUCAACACAAACAGAAGUUUUGACUCAACAAGCAGCAAUAGGUGCAGUCGAUGUUAUCUCAAAUGUGGGUGGACAAACUGGUCUUUGGAUUGGAAUUAGUUUUCUUUCUCUAUUUGAAAUUAUUGAAAUGCUCUAUCGAUUAAUGCGUUCGCAGUGUCAUUUUCUACGAGAGAAAAUCAAAAAAAGGUCAAAACAAGAACAUACGGAUAUGGGACCAUAA